This is a messenger RNA of Ostrinia nubilalis (European corn borer), 1418 nucleotides long. It is a transcript of the gene sav, whose product is annotated as scaffold protein salvador. Bases 143 to 1345 code for a protein of 400 amino acids. The record is from RefSeq and is a predicted model, not a curated record. The transcript is spliced from 10 exons. Gene Ontology annotation, cellular component: cytosol. Gene Ontology annotation, biological process: negative regulation of cell population proliferation; apoptotic process; positive regulation of apoptotic process. Gene Ontology annotation, molecular function: protein binding; molecular adaptor activity. NCBI's taxonomy places the organism in Eukaryota, Metazoa, Arthropoda, Insecta, Lepidoptera, Crambidae.
CGGUCCGAUGUUUGAUUUUGAUGAAAAGUCACAACUUUUUCGGUAAAUUUUACAACAAUUAAUGCGAAAAUCAGAAUAAAUGGGUGCAAAUAAAUAACAUUUGUAUUCAAUUUUCUUAUAUCCAUUCACUGCUAAUUUCAAAAUGAUAUCUCGCAAGGGACAAAAAGCGAUCAAUGAAGGUGUCGUAGGUAAAUAUAUAAAAAAGGACACUCCGCCAGAUUUGCCAAUAAUAAAUGUUUGGACAACGGGACAUAACAGGAGGCCUCGCAGCCAACCAUUUGGUUCCAGUGAUACCAGUUCUCAAACCCAUGAAAACAAAUUUGGCAAAGCCCAAACCAUGAGUGGCCAUGCUGGAAAAUAUACACCAAGUGAAUCAGUUCCAAAUUUGGCUCACAGAUUCGCUAGUUUAUCAACAAGUGCCAGUGAUACAGCAAGCACUUCAAGCAACUACAAUUCACAGUUCCAUUUGGAUUCCAACUUGGCAUCACACUCCACCUUGAAUGAUAUUGAUGACUCCUUCAGUAGGCAGACUAGUUACAGAUAUUACAGGCAACAACAACAGGAAGACCCAAUAUAUCAGAAUCAGCAACAGGUUCAGCAACAAAAACAGCAGCAAUAUGGGUCAAGAGAAUCCAGCAUGCCUCGUCUCUCCUCGAAUCUAAGCUUGACGCCGCGUCUGCACCCACCAUCCCCACAUUCUAUUCGCCUUCAUGGCUGUACUGAGACAUAUACAUCAAGCAGUCAAUCAUCACCAAUUUAUUCCAAUUAUGUUAACACAUCCGUAUUACCUUAUCCUAAUAAAGGUCAUGGCAGCAAUAUUAUAUCUACAAGCCAAGGUUCGGAUGAAUGCGAGCUGCCGCUGCCCCCCGGCUGGUCGGCCGACCGCACGCUGCGCGGGCGCCGCUACUACAUGGACCACAACACGCAGACCACGCACUGGACGCACCCGCUCGAGAGCGUGCCUCGGCCCUGGCAGCGGGUGUCUACGCCGCACCACGGAGUUUACUAUUUCAAUGAGAUAACUCAUCAAACUACCUAUGCACACCCCUGUCUGGUUGGUGGAUGUUAUUUGGUCAGCCCUUAUGUUCCUACACUUGUUCCUCAUUAUCUACUUGAAGAAAUACCUCAUUGGCUGAUUGUUUACUCUAAAGCGGAUCAGGAGCUGGAUCACAAGUUACGGUGGAACAUGUUCAGACUCAGUGAGCUGGAUUGCUACUCAGAUAUGCUCACACGCCUCUACAAGCAGGAACUACAACUAAUUGUCAUGAAAUAUGAACAAUACAGAUCAGCUCUACUGCAAGAAAUAGAAAGGAGAAGGCAUGCUAUAACAUACCAUGGACACUAACUUAAAAUUUUUCAUUGUUAAUCAUUUGCCUUAUUCAGCUGUGAUCUAAAUGAAAAGAAUUAUGAAUAUAGAA